AUGGGGAAUGUCUCAGUACGUGAUGGAGUGACCUGGAGUGACCGAGAAUGGGCUCUAAACCGGCCACAAACAGAUAAGAGAGAGCAGGAGAAUGGGAGGUGUGAAAAUGUUCCCAACGAGCUAGAGGUGGAGCCUUUGGUAAAGCAGAGCUGCAGAGAAGCCCAAGGGAAUAGGGCAGAGGACAACAACGUGAGAGCAGUCAGCGGAGCUUCCAGGAAGACGUGGCUUGACCUGAGCUUCCAAGAAGGAGAAACACAUGUCUGGUACUGCAAAUAUGGCCAAGAACCCAUGAUUGGGAAGCUCCUUUUGGACAACUGGCCAGGGCAUGACUUGGAUUUAUUCACGUACCCCCAGCACUAUUAUGACAACCUGGAGUGUGUGCUCAUCCCUCAUGGCAUCAUAGUGAAUAGAAUUGAGCGGCUGGCUAAGGAUAUAAUGAAAGAUAUAGGCUACCAUGAUAUUCUGGUCCUGUGUGUGCUGAAAGGAGGUUACAAAUUCUGUGCUGAUCUGGUAGAACACCUUAAGAACAUCAGCCGAAAUUCAGAUCGAUUUGUCUCUAUGAAGGUUGACUUCAUCAGACUAAAAAGUUACAAGAAUGACCGGUCCAUGGGCGAGAUGCAGAUCAUUGGAGGCGAGGAUCUCUCAACACUGACUGGAAAGAAUGUUCUCAUUGUUGAGGAUGUUGUUGGAACUGGGAGGACCAUGAAAGCGCUGCUCAGCAGCAUCGAAAACUACAAGCCCAACAUGGUGAAGAUAGCCAGUUUGUUGGUAAAGAGAACAGCCAGAAGUGACAGCUUCAGACCUGACUAUGCUGGAUUUGAGAUCCCAGAUGUCUUUGUGGUGGGCUAUGCCUUAGACUACAAUGAAUACUUUCGAGACCUGAAUCACAUAUGCGUGAUCAACGAAUGCGGUAAAAAAAAAAUACCGAAUAUGACGAAGCAAAACUCCUCAGCGUCUCUCUCCCAGAUAAUAUGA
Messenger RNA from Chionomys nivalis (European snow vole), 975 nucleotides. RefSeq names its product phosphoribosyl transferase domain containing 1 (gene Prtfdc1). The coding region runs from base 1 to 975 and encodes 324 amino acids. The transcript is spliced from 10 exons. Gene Ontology annotation, biological process: purine ribonucleoside salvage. Gene Ontology annotation, molecular function: hypoxanthine phosphoribosyltransferase activity. NCBI's taxonomy places the organism in Eukaryota, Metazoa, Chordata, Mammalia, Rodentia, Cricetidae. The record is from RefSeq and is a predicted model, not a curated record.